AUGCGCGAAACUGCAGCGAACAAAACAUUAUAACGUUACAUCAUUAGUAGUAUUAUAACGACAGUAUUAUAAAUACCUGCCGUAUAAAUAAAACCUGCCUUAUAGAUAAAACCUGCUGUAUAAAUAAAACCUGCCGUAUAGAUAAAAACUUGCCGCAAAUCUUUUCGCCAUUCUUCAGACAAGAAGUAGACGAAUUUCCGCACAUGCGCAGUACGAACCGCGAAAAGCAAAGUGACCGAGUAAUGGCCACUAAAAAGACUACAGCUGUCCGGAAAGUACUGAAAAAUGCCUCGCAAGACUCCUCAAAUUUGGCAUCUGGAAACGAUGACAGCUGUGCAAACAACAGUGGAGCAAAAAGAAAAACCAAACCUUCGGGGACAAUCGUGAAGUCUCGUUAUAUGCAGACUGAAAAGAAGUCUGUUGUAAAGAAAACUACCCCAAAUGAGUCUGUCCUUGUGCCACCCAGACCUGCUUCACCUAAAGUUGCUAGUGGCCACAAGCCACCGAGACGGACAUUACAUGUUCAGCCUGAUCAGAACUGUGUGUCAGUAAUACCCAGCCUUUUAGAGUCUUCAAAUCUUGGUGGAAAUGUCUUACAGUCAACCAUCCUGGAUGGUCACUGCAUGCGUCCAGACUUUGAUCUCUCCGUCAUUAAAGCAAAUGCAUCACCAGCAUCACAACCAAGUGCAGCGGACCCCAAUGCUAAAAACAGGAACCUGGCGUUAGAAACUUUUCUGCUGGCCUUCCUCACUGCUAAGAUUGAAAGCAACACACAAAAACUUAAGGAGGAGGCCGAAAGAAACCUCAUCACUCUGAUGGAAGAAGAGGAAAAGCUGCGUUCGAGCUUCAUGAACAAGAAGCAGAAGUGUCUUCUUCUCGAAAAGCAGCAGCAGCUCAACGAUUUACUCGACCAGCAGAUUGACGCGUUAACACCUGUCGCUGCAACCGCCAAGAAAUUCACAGAGGAGUACAAGACCUUUGCGUCAGCUAUAGACACGACACGGCACGAGCUACCAAUAAAGAACUUGCACAUUGAAGGAGAUAGAGAGGAGUUUCUGGAUAAAGCAGUUGCCUGUCUAAAUCAGAGUCAGUGUAUCUUGGAGGAGUACACAAAGGACGUUUCCACCGAGAGUGAAAGCACUGCAGCAUGCCUUAAAGAGAUAAAAAGUGCAGCACAUGAGAUUAACCAGCAUCUGCUCAGUACGUCUUCUGAUCUGUUGGAACUGUCCUCUCUAGUGAGUCAGGAGACGGUGCUGGUCCAGCAGUGUUUGGAGGAAGAUAAAAUUGGAUUUAAUACAGCACAAAGUCUCUUUUCAGAAUAAAGGCAUUUUUAUUUUUGUAAAUAUGUAGAGUAAUUAUUAAAGCAUUUGAAU
Hemibagrus wyckioides is the source of this 1373-nucleotide messenger RNA. It is a transcript of the gene haus8, whose product is annotated as HAUS augmin like complex subunit 8. The record is from RefSeq and is a predicted model, not a curated record. The transcript has 10 exons. Lineage: Eukaryota; Metazoa; Chordata; Actinopteri; Siluriformes; Bagridae. Bases 204 to 1322 code for a protein of 372 amino acids.